AUGGAAAAAAUGACCCGAAUGCAAAACGGAGAAGAAGAUAUGAAGCACAUUUUCCGAGUAGUGCAUCCACUGUUGAAUGCACUCGGUGCCUGGCCAACGGACGUUAGGUCUCCUGCGCUUUCGAAGAUAACAAACAUUAUUCAUAUCGUUCUUAUUUACUUCAUAGAAUUCGCGGUCAUUGCACCGGCUCUGCUGUACACAUUUUUGUUUGUGAAAAACACCAGUAUCCGGAUCAAGUUGAUAAUGCCGCACUUAACGCACUUGUGCCAGUUGUGCAAGUAUACUUUUGUCUUAUGGCGGCAUAACGAGAUUCGUGAAUUGUUAAAUGACAUAAGAAACGACUGUUUGAAUGCUACGGAAGAUGAUCAAUGGAUUUACAAGACCAGAGCCACUAUUGGACACAGAUUGAUGAUGUCGCUCAUCAUCUGUUUGUUCAUCGGCGGUGCGCUUUAUCUAACGGUCACUCCAUUUUUGAGAGAAAAGGUUGUUCUACCGGAUAACACGACCAUAAGGCCUUUACCGAGUCCAAGUUACUUUGUUCUAUUCAGCGAUCAAAUUACUCCCAAUUACGAGACGAUCUUUUUUAUUCAAGUCUUCUGCGGGUUCAUCUCUUUCACGAUCUAUGCUGGAGCUCUCGGGCUUUGCACGACGCUUUGUCUACACAUGUGCAGCAUGUUGAAAAUCUUAGGGAAUAAAAUGAGAGAUCUUUCGGGUUUGUCGGAAACGGAUAAAGACAUUGUGCAGGAGGAGAUUGCGGAUAUUGUUGAGUAUCACACGAAAAUCAGAAGAUUUUUUAAUCGCUCCGAACACGUUACAUCGUACAUUUACUUCGUGGGGAUCACCAGCGAAGUGAUAAUCAUGUUAAUAGUUGGAUAUAUCAUUAUCAUGGAAUGGGGAAGUAGUAAUGCCACGGCUAUAGUAACGUACUUUGCAUUGCAAAUAACAAUGAUAAUCGGCAUGUUCAUGACUUGCUUCGUUGGCCAACUUCUUAUCGACGAGGGCAAUGUUGUUAAAAAGAUAUCUAAUACGUUAGAUUGGUAUCAGCUGCCUGUGGAGAAAGCACGCUGUUUGAUCUUAAUUAUUAUUAUGUCAAAUAAUCCAAUAAAAAUUACAGUAGCAAAUAUGGUACAGUUGUCUCUAAUUACGUUCAUUGAUAUCAUGAAGGCAACACUGGGAUACUUCAACGUGUUACGAUCCACCAUUUGA
This is a messenger RNA of Frieseomelitta varia, 1206 nucleotides long. RefSeq names its product odorant receptor 13a-like. The transcript has 5 exons. Gene Ontology annotation, biological process: sensory perception of smell; detection of chemical stimulus involved in sensory perception of smell. The coding region runs from base 1 to 1206 and encodes 401 amino acids. The record is from RefSeq and is a predicted model, not a curated record. Gene Ontology annotation, molecular function: odorant binding; olfactory receptor activity. Gene Ontology annotation, cellular component: plasma membrane. NCBI's taxonomy places the organism in Eukaryota, Metazoa, Arthropoda, Insecta, Hymenoptera, Apidae.